Messenger RNA from Penicillium lagena, 858 nucleotides. RefSeq names its product tudor domain-containing protein. The transcript has 3 exons. Gene Ontology annotation, biological process: negative regulation of DNA-templated transcription. The record is from RefSeq and is a predicted model, not a curated record. Lineage: Eukaryota; Fungi; Ascomycota; Eurotiomycetes; Eurotiales; Aspergillaceae. Gene Ontology annotation, molecular function: DNA-binding transcription factor activity. Bases 1 to 858 code for a protein of 285 amino acids.
AUGUCCGAUGUGACCGCUCUCGAGGCGGAGGUCAAAGAAUUCAAGCUUCAGCUGGAAACAGUGCAGGCAAGCUUGCAGGUAGAUCCCGACAACACAGAGCUGGAAAGCCUCAAGACUGAACUCGAAGAACUCAUAUCCCUCACCGAAACCGCCAUCGCGGAACUGAAACCCGCCGCACCAUCACCACCCACCCCGGCGCUCACCAAAGAGAGAUGGUCCAAGGACACGGGACCGCCAACGGCCGACCGAGCGGAGGAAACCCUCACGGCCCCGGCUACCUUCACCGUCAAUGAGAAUGUCCUGGCGCGCUGGGUGUCUGGGGACGGUGCCUUCUAUCCAGCCCGCAUCACCUCGAUUACCGGCUCCUCCACCAAUCCGGUGUACAUUGUGUCGUUCAAGUCAUACGCGACGGUUGAGACCCUGCACGCCAAGGAUAUCCGACCCAUCUCGGGCCCAGACUCACGGAAGCGCAAGGCUGAUGGAACCCCAGGCAGUUCGGCGUCGCCGUCCCCAGCGCCCCCUCACCCGAGUGUGAUCUCGGCGGCUGCAGACAUCAACCCCGCGCUGGCCACCCAGGCCCGAACGGAGCCCAGCAAGGCCACCGACGGACCGGCUCGCCCCGCCAAGGCGCCACGAAAGGUCAAGGCCAAUAAGGAACUCGAGGAGGGGAAGAUGAAGUGGAAAGACUUUGCCACGAAGAGCAAGGGCAGGAGCAAGUUUGGCAAGAAGGAUAGCAUGUUCCGCACCGGCGAGGGCGUGAAUGCUCGAGUGGGAUUUACAGGCUCUGGCCAACAGAUGCGCAAGGACCCGACCCGGACACGACAUACAUACCAGCAGGCGGACGAUGAGGGCUACUAA